CAGGACGCCGUCUCCAGUUGUUCUUCAACACUGUUGGUGUCCUCAGGCAGCCGCUCCUGCCUGACCACCACCACACCCGACCCUCAGGACACACACACUCUCCUCUUACUGUGGGGUCUUGUUAGUCUCACGCUUACUAUGUGCUCAUUAUAACACAAUUGCUCUCUCGUCUGCAUGGCUUAGAAAACAAUUAAUUAGUUAAGCAUAUCACACAACGGAAUUGUGAUAUUGAGACCCGCUGUGUUGGGGACUCGAGUCUGAAGACUGGUCUGCGUAGCGGCGUCAGCAAGGGGAACCAAUAAGAAGCAGCCUCAGGACACAGGUCCGUGGAGCGGCGGCAGCAGCAAGGCGUCAGGAGACAGGUCAGAGGAGAGGAGGAAACAGCAGGGAGCAGUGUUCGGAGACAGGUUUGUGGAGAGGCGUCAGCAGGAGUCAGAAGCAGGCGUCCGUUAACACUACUGCUGAGGUGUCAGCGUGAGGGAAGAUGUCAGCGUGAGGGAGGGGGACUUGUCAGGCUCUGGCAGCGUGGGAGCCUCCUCACACUGGCCUCACUUUUCCCGCGGGAGCCGCUGUUAUGGACAGCUUUCGGAGUCCCCAGGACACAGCGGCGUUGCUGGAUGUGGCUUAUGUCAUCCGCUUCGGUCACUUCCCCAGCGAUGACGGCCCUCAUAACGGACUCAAGACCUCACACCUGACUACCUCACAUCCGCUUCUAGAGACUACCGACAUUUCUCCCUCCCCUGUGCACAGUAUUGCCAGUGAUGAUAACAACCCUUUCUCUGAUGAGAGUCUCUUUAUCGAGGAUCAGAAUCCAUUUACUGAUGAGCCAAACUCCUCAGUCGAUGAUACAAAUCCCUUUACGGAGGACGAUAGUCAGGCUUCCCCCACCAGAGAGUCAAGUCCCAAACCUGACGAUGAUUACCCGCCGCAAACGUCACCGGCAAGAGAGAGGAGUAGCCCCAUGUCAGCUAGCGCCUCCCCGUCCACACCGCCAUCGCCAGCCACCCCCACCUUCCCCACACCUCCAUCGCCAGCCACCCCCACCACCCCCACACCUCCAGCAGGAGCGUCUAGGACGCUGGAGAUCAGCGGCGUCUCCCGAGCCCAUGUCAUGGAGGUCAUCACUCAGGCGUUCAACGUGACCCGUCUGGACCUUCGACGCUUGGUGGAGGACAUUGGUAAUAGCAAGGAGGUGCCGGCGGUGGAACUGAUGCUGGAGGAGAUAAGAACGGAAGGCCUCGCCCUGGAGCACACUACAGCAGACAGUCCCUCACCACCAGUGGUGUUCGUGCGAGCUGUGAUGGGAGGCGAGGGGCGCUUCACCACCUUCAGCAGCACCUCCGCCACCAAGGUCACCCACAACACUCUCACAAUGGGCGUGAAGAACAUGUACACAGAGACGCUGCUGCUUGAGGUCUGGAAGGCUGGGAUCCCGGCCGUGGUGGAGGAGGCCCAGACCAGCCCCGUUAUGGACAUCCUCGGUCGCCUCAUCAUCAAAAGCAUCAGGAACAGGAGAGAUAAAGCCAACGCUUCGGCUUCCUCCAGAGUCUCAGAUGAGAGCGCCGCCAGCACAGAGCCGGACCAGAAGGGUCAGUCAUCUGAUGUGGCAGCUGAUGAGAGAAGCGUCGUUCAGGAGGACGAGGUCGACCACUCAGAUGACACGCCUAUCAUCAAUGUGUCACUCUGGGAGAACAGGCACCAAUCAGAUCCCUUACAACCACCACACCACGACUCAACCAAAACCGCAAAGCACAAAGUUGCUCCAAGAAUCGUGCAAGUCAAAAUAAAGAAGACAGUUGUUAGUACUGAGAGUGCGCCCCUUCACAACGACAGUACAGACAGCAAAGGCUUUGGUAGUGGACAACUUUUAAAUGGGGACGAAGUUGACUUGGAGGGAAGUGAAAGCCAUACUCUUGACAUAUCAGAUACUAUUUCAAUCAAUUCAGAACUGAGCCCAGACACCAUGAUGACAAGUACUCCAAGAGGCAGGUCCGCCAGUGUCCAGAACCUUGACCUGCCUCGCACCAGCGACAAGGCGAACGAGAGAAACAAACUGCAUAAAGGCGGCUUUAAAAUGAGUGCGAGUAACUUUAGGGCGUCAUUACGCUCCAGUAUCAGAAAGCUGAAUCAUAAUAGUUCUUUAGAUUCAAAAGAUCUACAAAAUAAGCCUCCUUUGAGAUCCAAGACAAGUGAUGCCUCAUCUACUGAUAAUGGAGAGUCAGGUAAUUACAGUCAAUGCAAAGACGGUCAAGAUUCACCCACGAGAGAAAAAGAAAAUCUGGAUAAAAACUCAUCUCAAAUAACAAAAGAAAAUGUAAAUAAUAAUCUAGACCGCGAGAGGUCAAGGAGUACAUUAAGCGUCACAUCCUUCUCUAAGAUCAAUUUUGGCAUACGAAAGUCAUCACAAAAAGCUACAGAAAUAUUCAGAAGAAUUGGAAGCAAACGCGAUAAAAAGUGUGUGAGUGAGACAUCCACUCCUGAGCUUCGAAGACAGCAGUUGCCAAGUGAUAAUAUAUCAAUAUCAAGUUUCCAGAUGGAGAGUGUCCAUGAAGGGGAUCACACUAACGGCUCACUCACGCCAGAUAACACCAUUAAUACUGACCAAUCACAGCUACACACUAAGGACGCUGCUGCACACGGCUCACCAAUGAUUACUUGUUACAUGAGAAAGUCUUUUAAAAAAAAGUUUUCCACACCAAGAACUUUAAGAGCAUUCAGAAGUUUGAGAGACAAAGGAAAUACUAAGAAACAGAGCGACCCCAAAUACAACAGAGAAGGCUAUACAACCGAUAAACUUGAUGAAAGUGACAAGUCCUUGGAAGCCCCACUAAAUCCUCCAGAAAUACAGACUUAUCUGUCAGGCAUUGGCAAAGGUCACCUCAAGGCUGAACGUCUGGCGCACGUCAGCGUCCCAGUUAAGAGUCUAAUAGGUACAUGGAGAAAGGAAGGCUGGUUGCCUCUGAUUCUUAACCAAGAUAAAGACAACUCAGUUCAGGGCCAGAAGAAGAAGUCUAGCAAGGUGGAUGGGAACGGUACAUCGAAGACGGUCAAGAAGGAGGCUAGAAUGGCUUGUAAGAUUCACAUCCGCCUGACACUACUCCCGCCGGACUCUGACCUCACCACCACCAGCUAUGACACCUACAGUGCCACUCUUCGCAAGCUGAUUGAUGUGCACGUCCAAACCCUGGUAAGGGAACCCUUGGACACGUUGGACCAAUAUAAGGGUAGUGUAGGAGUGGUGGGAGAUGUUCUCCUGCAGCAACUGGUGUUCUUCUCCCGGGUGUCUGAGCCACACCGGACACUGGCCAGAUGGCUGGUGAUGGUCGAGAUCAAGCCCUCGGACCCCGGCCUCCUGCUGCCUCUCCUCCAAGCCAUUAGGACUCACCUGGAGGCUGGCCUCUACCUCACCACACAGAAACGUCAGCUGGGGAGCGCCCUCUCCAGGUGGGUGCGGAAGGCGCUCUUGGAGGAGUUUGAGAUGCUCCACUCAUCCUUUCCAAGCACCUGUAGCCUCAUAGAACUGCCAAGGCUGGAAAAUUUCCUCAGGUGCUUCAACACCGUGGAGAACUGCUACGAGCUGCGGGUGCUGUUCGAGCGAGAGAUGGUUCAGCUAGGCUUGCCCUCCCUCACCGACCAGCUGCACGGCGCCCUGUCCAAACACGUCGAGACCUGGGUUGAGGCCCUGAACAAGGAGAAGGUGAAGAGGGAUAGUGACGCCAGCUUGGUGCCCAGCCAGGCACCAGGAGCCUUCAUGGAGUGGCGGGACGCCCAGCGCAGAGCCACCAUCCUCACCAAGCCUAUUCUAAACUUUCUCACCAUCUCCUUUCACACGUAUCAACCAAUUUUCAUGAUGAAUGUCAGAGAGUUGUCUGUGGAUUACCUGUACCUGGUGAUGCCCAAGAUGCUGACAGCAGCCCUUCAUCUGCUGCUCCCACUCCUGGCCUAUGAUGUGCACGGGGCCAGUCAAGUCCCACCGGAGGUGACGCCCUCUGCUGCCCAGGCUGCCUGGGUCCUCACUACAAACCUCAGUCAAAUCAAUAUGAUUGGGAUUGAGAGUCGUCUUCCACAACACUUGAUACCCCAAGAGUACCGGGAUGCUUUUUCCACCACCCUUCUACACUGGCUGGUAUUUAGCAAGCUCCUGGCACUAGAAGAAGUCGACAGAGAUAUUCAGAAAGAUGAGUUUGUGGCUGUUGAUGACAUGGAGGGAUACAGCCAAUCAGCUGUUGGCUGUGCAGACCUUUUGAAGGCGCUGAUGGAGCGGGUGCGUGAGGUGAGGUGGCCAGGUGACACGGGGCCCAGUGGCGCCACCCUCACCAAGGUCAGCCAACAGGUCAUGGAUCUGGCCGCUGAGUACACUAACAAGGUCACGCACCACUACACUGGCCGUCAGGGGAACUCGGGCACCAUCUCCAAGCAGGUGUGUGUAGUGGUGAGGAAUGUGGAGCACGUGUGUAACGAGGUGAGAAAACACCUGCUACACCUGGCCACCAUGGCUCAAGAUGAGGUGGCACAGCAGCUGCAGGAACACACAAGACACCUUCAGGAGCACAUUGACUAUGCUGCCGAGGUCCUCCUGCAGCGGUGUCUGCCACAGCUGGAGCAGAUAUUGACACAGGCUGUGAGUCAAGGAAGUUCUACAUUCAUAAUUAAAGAGCUAGAGGUUGCUAUGGAACCCGUGGAGGACCGGCUGUACUUCGCAGAGCCCCUUCUGCACCAGAUGUGGCUCCGGCUCUUCCAGCACGCAACUCUCCUCAUGAGCAACUAUAUCCAGGGUAACUGGAGGGAGGACCUUCGGCGGCUGAGGUCGGUGUUGGCUGAGACACACACCUUCCUCACCAACCAGGAGGGCGUCGGCCUCCAGCUCCACCCGGAGGUCAACAAAGAGUUCGAGACCCUGCAGGCGGAGCUCAAGAUCCUCGGAGCCACCUCACAAGAAUUAAUAUCACAAUUUUACCACGAACGGUAUCAAGAACAGCUCCGUGAGGGAGAGAGUGCAGCCCGCACCCUCAUUGUUAAUGCGGCGCUGACGGAGGUCGGGCUGCGGGUGCACGUGGUCCAGGCACCCGGCGGCCAGCCUGGAGGCGCGCUGGUCAAAGUCCGGCUCGAGCCCCAAGAAUGGUUCCCGCUCGCUGAACCCUGCAAGACGCAUUUGGCCAAGGGCAGCCCGGCCGUCUUUAAUGAAAUAUUUAGAUUUCCGGAUGUGAUGGAGGACCGCAGCGACGUGGAGCAGGGCGGGGUGCUGACGCUGCAGCUGCGGACUCCUCGCCUCCUGGGCACCAGUAUUGUUCACUGCGAGGCUGUCUUGCCUCUUGCUCAAGUGCUUCGCAUAUCUGAGUCAAAUGUCCUCAGUAUCCAACACCUCCGUCUGCCUCUCACCAGGCCCUGGAAGCUUACCUCAUAUAAACCCUUGGAAGCCCUCAAGACCCGUGCCCUGGACAAGUCAGCGGUGGACUUCCUGAAGGUGUUGAGUGAGCGCUGGGAGCCUAAAGAAGCCUCUAUCCAAAUCCAGGAGUCGCAGAAGCUGCGGGCAACCCUGGCUAGGGCCAGCAACACCAGAAACAGCAUUAAGGGAGCCAGAAAACCUCCCCUUAGGAGCACUCUUUCUAAGUAAACAACCUGAAAAUUGCUAAUGAUCCAGAGCCUCAAGAAAGAUGCUUAAGCAUAUAUCAGUCGGAGGACAACUUAGAGAGCCACAGUGAUGAGGGCAGAGACCUAAUGUCGCAUGUCAGACGGUUUUCAACACUAUUUGGGGGGAACGGGAGGGGGGGGGGAGUUGGUUAUAAAUUUGGCAUUAGUGAUAGAACUAUUACAUUGAGUAAACAUAAUUGGACAUCUUAGAGUCGGUUGCGAAGUAUUCAUGCGGGACGUCUACAAACUUUGUCACUGAUGGCUCGUGAGUUUGUAAUUAAAUCAAAGUAUACAGUAUAGACUAAUCCUUUUGUUCUUGUAUUUAUAUGGAAGGUCGCCAUUGUUGAUAUAAUGGUUUAGUUACACUCGAAAAAUAUAAAAUAUGAGUAGAUAUAGGGGUUAGUGCAGUCUACUCAAUUGUUUGGUCCUGGGUUUGAUUACCGGGCAGGACGAGAUGUGUAGCCACGUUUUCUUAAACUCAAUGCCUCUGUUCACAUUACAGUAAAUAGGUGCCUGGAAGUAAGUCAACUGUUGUGGGUCGCAUCCUGGGGAAAGUCAGUCGAUAGCCUAAGAAGACCCCCGAUAGACUUGACAGGUUUCGUAUCCCUGACGUGAAACCGCGUUGACAGUAACACACACACAUACACACACGUUAAGUUAAGUGAGAGGCCAAAGAGAGGAGAGGUUAAGAGAGAGGUGGAGGCCAAAACCGUCAGUAGUUUCAAAGCAUUAUAUGACAAAGAGUGCUGGGAAGACGGGACACCACGAGCGUAGCUCUCAUCCUGUAACUACACUUAGGUAAUUACACACACAUACACACACUAUCUGAGAACAGAUCAAACACUGAGAUGUGAAUGCCUUUUAAAUGUCCAGGGGUGAAUAUUCAUGCGACCCGUGCCGUCAAGGGCAAUAAGUGAUAUUGAGAUAAUAAUUAUUAUAAUUAACUUAAUACUAUAGUAAUAUUACAAUAUGUAUAUUUAUAAUUAUUGUUAGUAAAUGAGAAAUUAUAAUACACUCGUAACAUUUUAUGGGAUUUAAUAUUUUGUAAAUAAAUUUCAUAUAAAUAUUUCAGUUCAUAUGACAAUAUGUUUAAUAAAGUAAUUUAAAUAAUGA
This is a messenger RNA of Procambarus clarkii (red swamp crayfish), 6744 nucleotides long. The record is from RefSeq and is a predicted model, not a curated record. NCBI's taxonomy places the organism in Eukaryota, Metazoa, Arthropoda, Malacostraca, Decapoda, Cambaridae.